CAACCCCAUCGUUUGGGACUCACACACCAAGUAAUCAGUAUUCAGUAUAAUCCUCAAAGAUGAUGAAGUUUGUGUUGUUCGCCGCUGUGCUGGCGUGCUGCGCCUACGUGAGCGUGUCCCAAGUGCGGGGCGGCGUGUACUGCGGCCGGCAGCUGUCCGAGACGCUGGCGACCCUGUGCUGGGGCCCCGAGCUCAGCAAGCGCAGCUGGUGGGUGCCGCCGGCGGGCGCGCUGGCUGGCGUGCGCGGCAAGCGCGGCCUGGUGGACGAGUGCUGCAGCAAGUCCUGCACUAUAGACGAGCUAAUGACGUACUGUUAGAUAAGGUGUUUGA
This is a messenger RNA of Spodoptera frugiperda (fall armyworm), 330 nucleotides long. Its product is annotated as insulin-related peptide 2-like. Lineage: Eukaryota; Metazoa; Arthropoda; Insecta; Lepidoptera; Noctuidae. The record is from RefSeq and is a predicted model, not a curated record. Bases 60 to 317 code for a protein of 85 amino acids. Gene Ontology annotation, cellular component: extracellular region. The transcript has a single exon. Gene Ontology annotation, molecular function: hormone activity.